Molecule: messenger RNA, 1240 nt
Organism: Yamadazyma tenuis ATCC 10573
Lineage: Eukaryota; Fungi; Ascomycota; Pichiomycetes; Serinales; Debaryomycetaceae
Gene: ARC40
Product: Arc40p
Biological process (GO): Arp2/3 complex-mediated actin nucleation
Cellular component (GO): actin cytoskeleton; Arp2/3 protein complex
Molecular function (GO): actin filament binding
Source: RefSeq, a predicted model, not a curated record
AAACCAUAUCCACCAUGAGCACUCCAAUUGUAUACCAACUAGGCCACAAGCCUAUCAAGGAUCACGUUUUCUCUUCUGACAGAUCGCUAUUGGCAAUCACCAAGGAUAACACCGUCGAGAUAUAUCGGAUCGGCACUGCUAAACCCCAGUUGGUCACCACUUUAAAGGGCCACGAUAAAACCGUCACCUCGGUGGAUAUCUCCCCGGACAACUCCAAAAUCUUGACAUGUUCGCAAGAUAGAAACGCUUUGGUGUGGGAAUACUCCCAGGCCGAGGGGGAGUACAAGCCCACGUUGGUGUUGUUGAGAAUCAACAAGGCGGCUACUUGUUGUAGAUGGUCCCCCAACGGAGACAAGUUUGCAGUGGGAAGUAACGAUAGGAUCGUGGCCAUCUGCUACUACGAAGAGGAAAAUGACUGGUGGGUGUCGAAGCACUUGCGGUUGCGGUCGACCGUGACCAGCUUGGACUGGCAUCCCAAUAACGUGUUGUUGGCGGUGGGUUCUACAGAUGGACACGCAAGGGUCUUCUCGACGUUCAUCAAGGGAUUGGACGCUAAGCCCGCCCCCUCGGUGUGGGGGUCUCGUUUGCCGUUUCAGACGUUGUGUGGCGACUUCACCAAUGAGACCGGUGCGUGGGUGCACGCAGUGCUGUUCAAUCCCAACGGGGAUUCGUUGGCGUAUGUGAGCCACGACUCGUCGUUGGUGUUGGUGUACCCUGAAGGUGAAGGGUUACCACCCAAGAACAUUGUGAGCUUAAAGACCAACUACUUGCCCUUCAAAUCGGUGUUGUUUUUGGGUGAGAAUCUGCUUGUGGCUUCGGGGCACAAUUGCAAUUUGAUUGUGUUUCAAGGAGACGAGUCCGGCUGGAAGCAGACAAAGGAGCUCGAACAGCAGAAGGAUUUGAUUCACGACUUGCCUCCUAAGACUGAUGAAGAUGAGGAAAUCAGCAGUCAUGAUGCAUUGAAUAUGUUUAGACAGUUGGACUUGAAGGGUAAGGUCAAUAAGGCCAGUGACAAGUCUGGGAAGGCUUUGAGCACCAUUCACCAGAAUACAGUGACGGCAAUCAAGUACUUCACCAAAGGAAAGGUGAGCACCUCUGGAAUUGAUGGGAAGGUGGUGAUUUUCAAUGUUUAGAAGUAUGGGUUUUGCCAAGAAUGUAAUUGGAGUAUCUGUAGAUAUGCUGCUAUGGUACAAAUACACUGAUACUUGACAUUAUAUACAAAUAAAUUAUGUUACGUGGU